AUGGAGACGAUGAAGGGCAGGAGGAGCCGAGGUGUGCGCUCCCGCAUUGUCCUGACUGCAAUCGCGUGGCUGCUCGUACACACGGUGCAUUUGUUCACGAUUGCCCCUCACAAGCUGAUUUCACCGAGUCGCCCGGGCUGGAAGGAUUCUCGCAAGGCACAGGUGACAAACUGGCACCCUUGGCGUGGUGGAGUUGCUUUGCGCGCCAGCCCGCAGCAGGACAGCGACCCGGAGGACUGGCUCGCCAAGAGCCGCCAGGAGGUGGAGGGGUUCAAGAAAGCUCAGGUUGCCAGGUGGACGGUGGGCUUGAAGCAGAUGACGAGUUCAUCCAGCAGACGGUGA
Messenger RNA from Effrenium voratum, 342 nucleotides. The record is from the annotation of a GenBank genome assembly. NCBI's taxonomy places the organism in Eukaryota, Dinophyceae, Suessiales, Symbiodiniaceae.